AUGGCGCGGUUCCGAACCCAUGUCCCACCCUUGGACAGCCCGUCCAAGCAGCUCAUGCUCGACCUUGUCCGCGAUCUCGAACAGGUCAAAAUUUUUGACGCCGACCUGAAAAAGGUUCACCAAUAUGAGAGAAAAUUGUUCUACGAAAAUCUCGACCGGAUCGACAGUGAGCGUGAAGCGGUCCACACAGCUGCUCUCGACCAGGCCGCCGCCUUCCACGAUAGCGUCCGCGAGGAAGCGGAGACGACGUUGAAAGACCACCUCCGCGCUGAAGAGCAGGAGCGCCUGCGGAAGGAGGAAGCGAUCCGCAAGGAACAAGAACGGGUCGAACGCGAGAACGCUGAAAAAUUACGCCGUGAACGGGAAGCAGCUGCGCGCGCUGAGGCCGAACGCCAAGCCAAAGAGCAGGCCGAGAAGAAGGCUCAGGAGGAAGCGGCUAAGAAAGCCGCCGCCGUUGAAACUGCACGCAAAGCCGCGAUUGAGGAGAAACUCCGCAAGGAACGCGAGCAGGCCGACGCCCAGAAGCGCAAGCAAGAGGAGGAGGCUCGGAAGGUACAGGAAGAGGCCGACCAAAAGGCCCGCAGCCAACAGCAGCAGAAACUCGGUGGUGGGAACCUUUCGCCUGAAGAUAUCCGAGUGCAGAAACGUUACGUUGAGCUGCAUAAGACUCUCAAGGACAUGCGCAAGUGGCUCAAGGAUCUCGGCCAAACCCAGCCUGACCUCAAGGCUACCAUGGGCAAUUUACGGCGCUCGAUCAAGAAAUCUGUUGGUCAGCUUCGAUCUGGCACCGGCGCCAACAAGCAGCAGGUACGAAACCCCACUCCCCUCAUUGGAUGCCGUUGUUUAGAUACUGAUUAUCUGAACCCAACCCAGAUUAUUCAACUCAAAGCCGAACUUGAAAAGGCUCUUGCCUAUUCUGAACCAACAGUGGAUAUCCGAAACUUCAUCGCAUUCCCGUCCGAGGAGAUUGCACAGUCCGAACACAAGGUACCGGCAAUGCUUAUCUACGGACUGAACAUUGUUGCGAAGAGCUUGAUUUCCUCUCUCCUGGCCGAAGCUUCUAUUAAACAAUCCCACGCUGAGCCAAUCGGCAUCAUCGCCGCUCAGAUCUUCUCUUUCGAAAACUUCACAUACCAAGGAGUGCACAUGUCCGACAUCAUAUGGGCCAAGUACCGUGUUGUUUGCCCCGCUCUGUGGGGAUUCACAGGCAACGACAAGACUGAAGGAGGCCGUCGUGCCGUGGGCUGGUGGCGUUCACCAGACACUGGCUCAUGGGUCACCGAGGAAGUUCACAUGGAUCGCAUGACCGCUCUUGGUGCGGGUUAUGCUGCCAUGACUCUACGAAAUUUCGCCAAAUCACCACGCCGGAACCCAUUCCCUAACACCAUGUUCUGGGAGGCUAUUCACAAGAUCUUGGCUAUUCCACCUUCAGAAUUGCAGGAGACCCAGGUUGCCCUCCUGGCAGCCCUCCUCCGAUCUUCGGGCGAGAGGAUUCUCGGAUUCUUCGGUCAGUAUGGACUGGCCCUCAUGCACUAUGUCAUUGUCGACCUUCCCCGCAAGCUUCAGCGGGAGACCAUGGCUGUGACCCAGUUGAGCACCCUCAGGGAGCUCUAUCUGAAGGAGAAGAAUUUUGCGUUGUGA
Molecule: messenger RNA, 1641 nt
Organism: Penicillium robsamsonii
Lineage: Eukaryota; Fungi; Ascomycota; Eurotiomycetes; Eurotiales; Aspergillaceae
Product: putative RNA export mediator Gle1
Exons: 1
Coding region: 1-1641 (546 amino acids)
Biological process (GO): poly(A)+ mRNA export from nucleus; regulation of translational initiation; regulation of translational termination
Cellular component (GO): nuclear pore; nuclear pore cytoplasmic filaments; cytoplasm
Molecular function (GO): inositol hexakisphosphate binding; translation initiation factor binding; phospholipid binding
Source: RefSeq, a predicted model, not a curated record